AUGGAGGAACGCACGUUUCCCCUCUUCUCACAACUCUCUCCAGAGCUUCGGGAACAGAUCUGGAAGUCGGCGGCACGCCCAGACAAGCCGGGUGUUCAAGUAUUUCGGGUGUAUGAUGCUGAACUCGACAACCCGGGUAAUGCCAACGAUAUCAUGGGACUUUCAGUCACCGACCCGUCUCAGAUGCUAUGGGGCCUAGCCGCUCAUCCGCCUUGCCCGCCUCGCCUUGCACUUCCGUUAUGGAACAAAUACCCAGAAAGUGUCGACGACACAAGCGACCACAAUAUAUCCACAUAUAUGUUAGAUGGCUCGCUAUUGACUGCCUGUCAAGAGUCCAGAUCUAUGAUGAAACGUUUCGAUAGAAACAAAACGUCUCGCAAGUGCUACGAUGAAUCAAGAGCUGGAUAUUACCUCUCAGGUGGUGCCCCAUCAUACAUCACCAUUUAUCCCAAGACAGACUUGAUUAUCUUGCAAUUUGAAGAUAUUUUUGACUUUAAAUGGGACUCUCUUCAAGAUCUAUUGCAUCAAAAAGGAAGUUGUCACCCCGACAUUCGCCACAUAGGCGUCGAGUAUGACGAGCGGUGGGGCAUCGAGCUUUUCGAAGAGGAUCGAAACAUAAACCUGUGGAUGAAGCCAGUCGAUUUUGCGUUCUCCAAGCUGUUCGAGCUUGCUGAAGCAAUGACGUAUCUUAGCAUUUGGCUGAUCGAUCAUAACCUGAAACGGCGCAAGGGUGCUCCCUCUUUUAAAGCCAGCAAUAAACUAGGUUCUCUUUACUAG
Messenger RNA from Fusarium musae, 777 nucleotides. RefSeq lists its product as uncharacterized. The transcript has a single exon. Lineage: Eukaryota; Fungi; Ascomycota; Sordariomycetes; Hypocreales; Nectriaceae. Bases 1 to 777 code for a protein of 258 amino acids. The record is from RefSeq and is a predicted model, not a curated record.